GUACCUGGUAUACCUUCAUCAAAGUCAUGACUUUUUAUCAAAUAUUAGCUCAUUUAGUGGCCUGACAUUUUAGCCAGAUUUAUGCUAUUAUAUUUUGGAUUUGAAGGUCUGAAAAUUUGGAAGAUUGUAAUGCUUGAACUGUGUUAAAUGGUAGAUACAUUAAAGUUACAGAAUUUUGAAGUCCUAAGGGACGUUCAGUGUUCCAAACUUAAAAAUUUCUGUACUAUCAAAGUCUCAAGGUUCUAACACCCCAAACUUUCAAUGUUCCAAAUUUUUAAAUUCUCCAAACCUCAAACUUGCAAAUUUUUAAAGUCUCAAAUUAUCCGAAGUCCCAAAGUAUCAAACUCCUAAUGAUUCAAACUCGUCAAACCCCAAACUUUCAAAAUAUUCCUAAAGAGUCAUAGACCCAAGGUCCUAAAUUCCUAAUGUCUCAAAUAUCCAAAGCUUCAGAUUCCUAAUGUUCUAAACUCCCCAUUCCCAAACUCCGGAAAUCACCGAUUAAAAAUUUUGUAUCAGCUACGCCCAGUUUCGAGUAAAUUCAUAUAAAAAAUGCUUAGUAAUAUUAAAUCCUCGAAGAGGUAUUUAUCGAAAAGUUUAUUGGAACAAGAUUCCGAGAAGAUGACAUAAAAUCAGUACUACUACACAACCGAGUAUUUGCACAGACGAAAAAAAGACUCACGAGAUCUGAAAUGUCAUAACCGAUUAUAAAUAAGCGGUAGGAAAUGUGGAACAUAUUUCAUUCUGCAGUCUGCUACCAACCACGAUCCUACACUUAUCAGCCGUGAUAAUAACAUGGCUGACUAUUUUCAACUGUUUAGCGCGUUUGUCGUGGUAUUUCUCGCUCUGUAUUAUUAUUUCACAUCGACUUUCGACUUCUGGAAGAACCGAGGUGUACCUGGACCACGACCGAUACCUGUAUUCGGCAAUGCCAAAGAUGUCGUGCUCGGAAGAGAGACGUUACAGAUAUAUAUUACACGCCUUUACAGGAAAUAUAAGGACGAGCCUAUGUUUGGGAUAUUCGUGAGAGGAUCACCUAAUCUUGUCUUGUGCGACCUGGAUCUUAUUAAGGAUGUCUUAAUCAAGGACUUCACGAUGUUCGAAGAUCGAGGAAUUACCGUGGUCGAAAGAGUUGAGCCGUUGUCGACAAAUCUCUUCAACCUGGAGCCAGAAAGAUGGCGACCGAUAAGAAAAAGUCUCACUCCAGUGUUCACAUCCGGAAAACUCAAGGAAAUGUUCCCUCUGAUCCUAGAGUGUUCUAAUCAGUUAGAGGGGUGUUUAGAGAAAAUAAUCGAACAGGGAGGACUUCUCGACUGUCGCGAAGUGGCAGCAAGAUUCACCACCGAUGCCAUAGGAAGCUGUGCUUUCGGGAUCAACAUGAACGCGUUGUCUGACGAGGAAAGCGAAUUUCGACGAAUAGGAAAAGAAAUUUUUAAAAGCGACUUUCAAGCAUUGAUGAAACUCACAUUCAGAGAGGCUCUUCCACAGUUCUACAAUAUGCUUGGUUUUGUGUUACCUCAGAACGAAAUCACCACAUUUUUGACGGCGAUUGUUUCGGAGACAAUAAAGUACAGGAAGGAAAACAACAUUGUUAGACCAGAUUUUAUAAAUUUGCUGAUGGAGUUGAAGGAGAAUCCACAUAAAUUAGAAAAUAUCGAUAUGACAGACACUUUGCUCACCGCGCAAGCUUUCGUCUUCUUCGCGGCAGGCUUCGAAACUUCUUCAACCACCAUUGGACACGCAUUAUACGAAAUGGCCCUGAACCCUGAUAUACAAGACAAGGUCCGAAACGAAAUAAGAGAACACUACACCAAGAAUAAUGGAAAGUGGACGUACGACGACGUAAAGGAUAUGAAAUAUUUGGAUAAAAUAUUUAAAGAAACUCUCAGGAAAUAUCCACCGGGUCAGCUUCUGAGGAGAAGAUGUAAUUCCAAUUAUACGUUCAAUGGCACAAAAGUAACCAUUCCUAAAGAUACCAUGGUUCUCAUUCCUUUGUACGCAAUUCAAACCGACCCUGCUAUUUAUCCAAAUCCUGAUGUUUUCGACCCGGAGAGGUUUAACGAGGACGUGGAAUCUACUAGACAUCCUAUGACUUUCCUGCCUUUUGGCGAUGGACCUAGAAACUGCAUUGGAGCACGUUUUGCCAUCUUCCAAACUAAAUUAGGUCUGAUACAGACGUUAAGAAAUUACAAAGUCGACGUCUGUGAUCAAACAAUGGUCCCAUACGUUAGGCACCCAAUAGCUCGUGUAUUCACUCCCAAACAAAGAAUUAUAUUAAAAAUAAGUAAAGUGUAAAAUUAAAUUAAGGAAUGAAAGAUAUUAUACCGUAGAUGUACAUAAUCACUAAAGAGUGUAAGUAAUGUUAUUAAAAUAUUUAUAGAGAUUUUCUACUGACA
This is a messenger RNA of Megachile rotundata (alfalfa leafcutting bee), 2393 nucleotides long. RefSeq names its product putative cytochrome P450 6a13. Gene Ontology annotation, molecular function: monooxygenase activity; oxidoreductase activity, acting on paired donors, with incorporation or reduction of molecular oxygen; iron ion binding. The record is from RefSeq and is a predicted model, not a curated record. NCBI's taxonomy places the organism in Eukaryota, Metazoa, Arthropoda, Insecta, Hymenoptera, Megachilidae.